AUGAUAUUUGCGGGUCCAUCCGCACUUCACCGCACUCCCACUCUCAGGGAGAAGCUGCACGAAUGGGGAAGUGUUGGGCCCACCGACAAUGGAUUGGAAUUCUCCUUCUCGUACAGCAGGCAGUGGCUAAGCGAAUCAUAUCUGAGACGGAACUGGGUUCCUUUCUUGUACUAUCUAUCCUCAAACCGCACAAAUCGCACGUUCGUCACCAAGUGCCGUUGGAAACUCAUGUUUAGUCUCCCGGCUUUGGCAUAUUGCGCCAAAGAUAUGCGGCCCUUGGUUCCCUCACUCCUAGCCUCAGUCAUGUUGAAUCAGAAUGGGCAAGUCUUACAGAUCCCUCAACCAUGGGCACAAGCGGCGUCGUCGAUGCUGCUAGAUCUGUCCUCCGGGACGGUACCUCAGGAUAGGAGAAUGCAGACUAUCAUUUCGGACGCAGCUCAUUCCUUGCAGAACAGUCCAGUCUGGACGCUUAGACAGGAUAACCAGGAACCGUUUGAGGUAUUCGUCACCAGACGGCUUCUCACAUACCAGAAUCUCCAAAGGACGCAAGGCGACUCAUUAAGACAGUUCCUACUCGCCACAUGGCCAUGCGAUAAUCCCAUAUUGGAAACGCAACGCACAGCCGAGUACACAAUGUUUAAUAUUCGCGCGGUCUUAGCAGAUGCGAGGCCAUAUUUCAAGAUGUGCUACAACAAUAACGUGGUCUCUUCGUUCACGGACAUAGUGCAAAACGACAUCAGUGCUGCCCUCCGAAUUGGCAUAACGGAAACUGUAGCCAGACAUGACUUCGUUCCCUGCAGCCAGAGACAUGAAUCCAAAUGCUCAACAAUUUCCGUCUCUCAUGUGUUCGCCACAAGGAACCUGCCUGCAGCCGAGAGCAUUACACGGAGUUUCAGGUCUGUUCAAGUGCCUGAAGCUUGGCGCUUCCCGCCAGACACGGCAAAGCUCGGGUUACUCAUAGAAGAAUUUCAGGAAAGCCCUGAUACAUGUAAGAGAUUGUAUGCCAAUGAUUUACAACAAAGUCGGCAAUCGUUGUGGGGUCAAUCUUCCGAGCCACUUCCCCCAUCAGUUAUAGUUUGGACCAUUGAGCAGGCGGAAGACUACCGCAAUGACUGUCGGCAAUCUAUGGAUGCAACCCUCGUGAAUAUACAAGGGUCGCUCAAUCAGUGUUCUUCUCACAAUGAAGAGACGCUUCAGCUGGUGGGCCUUUGGCCGCGACUUACUCCACGCACUGUCCUACGACGCCUCCUGCACGUCAGUAACCAUCCAGCUAGCAGCAUAGAGAAGUAUGCGUACUCGUACUUGGAGUACCAAAGAUCCCAGCGAUUGCUGCAUGCCGUGGUUCGUGAGAAUCACGCUGUAAGGGGAGUGACCUCAUCGCCCUAUGAGGUCGCUCACCCUUAUCAGAUGGUUAUCUUAUCUUGACAUAUUUGUAAUUCACUAUAUCUUACUUUCUUGCGCAGUUAGUGUAGGUAGUCUUUUUACCACCACCACUUGUACACUCAGUAGAUCGCCAAUCUACUCUGGUUAUCACUACUUGUGUGUAUUGAGUAAAGGUGGUAUUUUUACACUUUUUUAGUGACUUCAGCUAUAUUUGCAACUACUACUGUACUAUACCAUUCCAAUCACUUUGAAUGGCUUGUGACAUGUGACAUACCUGGACCAUGCUGAAUGAUCAAAUGCAUGACUAGUG
This is a messenger RNA of Desarmillaria tabescens, 1693 nucleotides long. RefSeq lists its product as uncharacterized. The record is from RefSeq and is a predicted model, not a curated record. The transcript has a single exon. NCBI's taxonomy places the organism in Eukaryota, Fungi, Basidiomycota, Agaricomycetes, Agaricales, Physalacriaceae. Bases 1 to 1425 code for a protein of 474 amino acids.